Messenger RNA from Spodoptera litura, 771 nucleotides. The record is from RefSeq and is a predicted model, not a curated record. NCBI's taxonomy places the organism in Eukaryota, Metazoa, Arthropoda, Insecta, Lepidoptera, Noctuidae.
UUGGUGUUGAAACCAGUUGAGUGAGCAGACGUCAAGAUGCUUAAGUUCAUCGUAUUAUUUUCCUGCUGCGUCGUGUUAUCUGCCGCAUAUACAACUAAAGGUAAAGAUCUAAAAUGUGGGAAACACGAAGAAGUACUGUGUUUGCACCCAUGCCCGCCUGUGACGACUUGUCAAAACUUGUACGUCGCAGUGUCUUGUGUAACGCCCACCGAACCAUGUGAAAACCAAUGUGUCUGCAAAGAUGGCCGCGUGAGGAACGCUAAGAAUGAAUGUGUACCUGUUGAAAAGUGUGAACCAAUAUGUCCAGGUCCGAACGAAGUGUACACGACCUGUAAAAAGUCCUGUCCUCCAGAAACAUGUGUCUCCCUCGUAGUCAAGUUCAGCUGUGAUGUCAAUGAACCCUGUCAAAAUGACUGCGUCUGUAAGCCAGGGUUUUUAAGGAAAUCUCUGGGAUCUCCUUGUGUUCCUAUCUGUCAAUGUCCUGAGAUGAAGUACUCUCCAGAUUGUAAAAAUAAUUAGGAAUUGAGAAGAAGAAGGUCAAACGAUUUAUCACCUUCCAGUAUUUUGUUUGAAUCAUUAAUGCAUUUAUUGAUUUGACAUUUCAGAAUAAGUCACAAUUAUCAAUUAUUAAAUAAAUAUUUAACCACUGAAUUAAUAUUAUUAUUGUCUUGUCUUUUGAUUAAUUAAAGACAUCGCCAUGUGAAAUUGUUUCAGGAAAUUGAUUAAGCUACUUAUAAGCAACGUCUGCAAGAUCUAUACCAUUAGCAAUUG